Messenger RNA from Suillus paluster, 739 nucleotides. RefSeq lists its product as uncharacterized. NCBI's taxonomy places the organism in Eukaryota, Fungi, Basidiomycota, Agaricomycetes, Boletales, Suillaceae. The transcript is spliced from 6 exons. Bases 143 to 739 code for a protein of 198 amino acids. The record is from RefSeq and is a predicted model, not a curated record.
AAGGGACCUACAACAACAUGGAUUCUUUCGCUACUUCCGCAACCUCCUUCCUUCUCGCACGAAUGUUGAUCAGCCCCGUGAUUUUCUAGAUUUUCCUGCAACAUUUCCCCUACCUCGCAAUCUCUCUCCCUCGGCGCAGGUCAUGGCUCAGGGGCCUUCACAGACAAAUCCCUGCCAGAACUCUCGAUCUAUGCCACCGCUGUCCACCGCCCAACCGGGCCAAUCCUUGACUACCGCUCUUGUCACCUUCACAGCACGCUUAAACCACCUAUCAACCUGGUGGCCCGUUCGUGCAGGUCAUACAUCGCCGCCUAAUGUCGAUGUUCCUUUCGCGUGGGGUGACUUGCGCCAUGCUGCAGCAGGUGCUCCCAGCCAUAUUGACGAUGACUUGAUACGUGAUGAAGACUAUGUUCCUCCUUCACCGACCCAAAAUUCACAACCACUGCAUACAGGGGGGAAUAACACUGGAGAGCAUGGAAGUGACGAAAGCACUGCCCUUGAUUUACCACCUAUGAAGCCAGAAAGCGAUAGUAUUAUCGACACCUCCCAAGUGGAAGGGAAUGCUUCUUCGGCGGUAAAACAUGCAUUGCUCAGCUCUUUGCAAUCGAUGAAGACGAGCCACGUCUCGCGGCUGACUGGCAAGCCCUUCAGAGGUUUCGAAGCCGAGUUCACAUCACGGCUGCAACUAACAGAGGUAUCUGUAUUGCCAAAGGCAGAGGAGCCCGAGAAACUCGAAUGA